CUUACCACAUCCUUUCUUUCUUGGUAACAGUAAUAUUUGUAUCUUCAGCUGCCAGGCGCCGUUUCCUUUUACUCUCUCUCCUCCUUUUUCAAAAUCCAGUUUUUACUCACUGUGAUCAGGCUCCACUGCCUCAGUGUUCUCCAUAACACCAUAAAACACUGACCCAAUCUUUCUCCUCCUCCUCCCUCACAAUCUGACACACUAACACACCAAAAUUCAAAUUACAUUACCAAAAAAAGAAAAAUGUUCGUUUCUUCUUCAUCGCAUGUUCCCCGUUGGCUCCAAGUUCUCCUCACGGAGAAGUUCUACAACGUUUGCAUAAUUCACGAAGAGGCAAAGAAGAACGAGAAGAACGUUUAUUGCUUGGAUUGUUGCAUUAGCCUCUGCCCUCACUGUUUGUCCCCCCACCGCUCUCAUAGACUCUUGCAGAUUAGAAGAUAUGUGUAUCACGAUGUUAUAAGGUUGGAUGAUGCUGCAAAGUUAAUUGACUGCAAUUCCGUUCAAUCCUACACAACCAACAGCGCAAAAGUGGUAUUUUUAAACCAAAGGCCACAGACAAGGAACUUCAGAGGCUCCGGCAAUUUCUGCAGCACCUGUGACAGAAGCCUGCAAGACCCAUACCACUUCUGCUCCCUCUCUUGCAAGAUAAAUUAUCUCGUCAGAACAACGGACUCUCUCUGCGGCUACCUCUUCGAGUGCAACUACCUGCCGCUACUGGAAUCUGGGCUCGACGAUGGUCUAAUGAUGACUCCUGAUUCGGUUCUCGAACCGUCUGGUUCAGGGGGGUACGGAGGGGUGGAUUGUAGGACCACCUUGGCUUGCACUGCCACCACCGAGAUUGUGAGGAAGAAGAGGACCGGCGGUGCCGCUUUCCGGCUUCCGUUCCGGCCGGCGUGCUCGCCGGUCUCGGAAAUCUCGGCGUGUCUCAUGAACCGGAGGAAAGGGAACCCCCAGCGGGCCCCACUCCAUUGAAGAACUUGAGAGAGAGGGUGAGUUUUUUUUUAUAUGAAAAGAGAAAAAAAAACGUUUAUUAAAUAUUAAUAUUCUAAAUACUGUUAUUAUUAUUAUGGAGUUUAAAUCUGGGGUUGGAACUUACUAUACCUUUACAGGGAGAAAAAAAUAACCUCCUAGUUUUGUAGAGAUUAUCACCCUCUGCUUUGUUGCUGCUGUGUAUCUAUCUACCCGGAUUGUUAGAAUUUAUUGAGGUUUAUUACUGCUUCUGUUAUAGUACUAGUAUAUAUAAUUUGAUAAUUUGAUUUGUUGUCUCUUGGUAAAUUGAUGGUGUCUUAUGCUGAAUUUGUGGUUUUAUGAGUGCACAUGGUUUGACCAGAAUGGAAAUUUAUGGUAUAGGGUUGGUUUUUGUGAUCGGCUGCGAUUUUGGUGUUGUCGUUUGCACAACUUGCUAUUCAUUUUGGUGUGUUGUGUAUGCUUUCUCUGGGCUACAAUAUUGGACAUGAAGAGGAAAUUGGGUGAUCAAUUUGUGUAAAACUUGGAUGAAUUUGACUUGGGUCAUGCCAUUUGUUGAGACGAAUAAAUGUGUUAGGAUUUGGUUGGGUUAGGCCAAAACUUAAAAUGAAA
Messenger RNA from Glycine soja, 1578 nucleotides. RefSeq lists its product as uncharacterized. The transcript has 5 exons. The record is from RefSeq and is a predicted model, not a curated record. Lineage: Eukaryota; Viridiplantae; Streptophyta; Magnoliopsida; Fabales; Fabaceae. Gene Ontology annotation, molecular function: zinc ion binding. Bases 244 to 972 code for a protein of 242 amino acids.